GGUCUGGUCUGUGUCAAGUCUAUAAUGUUCUAACUUCUCAUCCCGCGUACGCGCUCUGGAUACCUCAUUAGCGCAUGCAGGCGUCGCGUCGGACGAAUCGUACGCUGUGACCAUCAUGGUGGUAGCUGACGUGUAUCGCGCGUUGACGGACGCAAGGCCAUUGAACCACGACUUGACUACACGUACACACGCGCGCGCGCUGCGUCGGUACAUAUACUACAUACCUAGUAUGAUGGAUGGAGACCAUUCCCCGCGCUGAAGCUUGCCAACAUAUCGUGUCGUUAUCCCUACUCGACCAUGUCUGUUCUUCGUCGAACAAGCCGCCGUCUGCCCAUCGUAACGCGAGCUCGAAGGCGGGCCCGAACGCAACCACGGCGGCCAUUCGGAGUCUCACUGGCCUUCAAGCUCCUCCUGUUGGUAGCAUGCGCACUACUCUGUUCUCCCAUGGCAAACGCGCGAACAGAGGCCGCGGAUCCAACUACGCUAUCCUAUGGCGCCGUCAUUGGCAUAGAUAUCGGAGCAACAUACAGCCGUGUGGCCGUACAUCAGAACGGCAGCGUACAAGCCAUCCCGAACUCUUUCGGCCAGCGAGCGACGCGCUCCCUCGUUCACUUCGUCGACGGGCUGCCACAGGUAUACGACCCGGUCGACACUCUCCCCGACCACAUCUCCGACUUCAAUGCCCUUCUCGGGAGCAAGUACGACGACCCAGACGUGCAACGAGUCAUCGGGCGCUGGCCGUUUCCGGUUUUGGAACGUGAGGGAAAGCCCGUCCUCCGGGUAGAGCAGAACGGGACGAUGCAUGAGUUUACACCAGAAUCCCUCACUGCGACAAUGCUAGCCUCCCUCAAAGCCGGCGCGGAGGCCUAUCUUGGAUCGAGCGUCACUGACGCCGUGCUGACUGUCCCUGCCUACUACAACGACGCCCAGCGCCACGCCAUCAGAGACGCCGCGUCCCUCGCCAACCUGACCGUCCUUCGAGUGGUAAACGAGCCUCAGGCUGCCGCCGUGGCAUACGGUCUCGACCAGGAGGGCGGGGAAUAUGCUGCGCUCGUGGUCGACCUCGGCGGCGGGUCGCUGGACAUCACCCUGCUUAGCGUGGAUGAUGGUGUCUUCGAGAUCCUAGCGAUCUCGAGUAACUCGGAUGUUGGGGGGCGGGAGUUUGACGAGCGGCUGGUUGGGUAUUGGGUGCAGAAGCAUGCGGCGAUGUUGGGGGAGGACGUGAUAGAAGUCACGGCUCAGAUGCAACGGCUCAGAUGGACAGCCCAGCACGCGAAGGAGGCGCUUUCAAGCAGAGACAAUACCUCCAUCCGCAUCGAGGUCUCGCAAGAUGUUCCUCCGAUCGAAGAAACGUUGACAAGGACCCAGUUCGAGGCGCUCAGUGGGGAUCUCUUCAAUCGAACCGUCGAAUACAUCGACAGAGUGCUCCAAGAAGCAAACAGGACGAAGGAUACUGUGGAUCGCAUCCUCCUGAUCGGCGGCGCCUCCCGUAUCCAGUACAUCCGCCAGCUCGUCACAUCGCACAUGAACAAGGAACCGCUGGUCAUCCCCGGAAUGGAGCCCGACGAAGUGAUCGUGUCUGGGGCGGCAGUUACAGCUGCCAUCAUCUCUGGAAUUGGUUGGAGCGACAACUCAUGCAUAUUGGCCAUGUCCAUUGCGCCUCUCUCUGUUGGCGUUGAGGCGGACGGCGGGCGCACAGUCCCGGUCGUGUCUCGGAACACUGUUCUGCCCACGAGGAGACAAAAACUAUUCUCGACAGCGGCAGACAAUCAGACCUCUGUCACGAUCAAAGUACACGAAGGGGAAAACUUCCGCGCGGAGGACAACCGUCACCUUUGUUCCCUCGAGCUCACAGACAUCGCGUCCGCGUCGGCUGGCGUCCUGAAGAUCGUGUUGACGCUCGACAUGGACGAGGACGGCGUCUUACAGGUCACCGCGAUGGAUGAGGACAGCGGCCACUCGGCCUCUGUCUCAAUCACCAACGAGAAGAGUAGGCCGACGGAUGAUGAGAUCCAGAGGAUGGUUGAGGAGGCGGAGGAGGGAUCUUGUUCGAUCGAUCGACCUACACCAACCAUCGCCGAGAAAACACCUCCAUGCAGCGACUGCCUAGCCACACGACCAGUGGACGUACCUCCACAAUCGUUGGAUUCCCGGGCCCACCACAUCAUGUUCAUGAUGAAGCUGUGUGAGAAACUAGACAAUCUGUGGUACGCGGUGAGGGAUCUCUUCGCCCGUGCUGACGAUACGAACUCUGCGGAAGAAGUCGUCGUCGAUGCAAUCCGCGAGCUUUAAUAUUCCUGUCGUCCUCGUUUGAAUAUCCUGCACUGGCAUCCUCAACGGUUAUGAUCAACACAGCAAAUUGAGACAUCACUAGUAUUACAUAUCGAGAGACACACUACAUCUUUGGCUACAGUCCUACAUGAAUGAAAGGAACCCAGGCAAGUAGAGCAGCAUCAUUGUCCAUGGUCCCAAUCUCCUCCCUAAGCCUAUUCACAGCCAUAUGGAGAGCCAAUGCAGACAUGGUACCUUGAGGUCUCUGAUCCUUGCACAGGUAAGAAUACACCCCAUUUGUGACGACUGGGGCAUCCUCAUCCCUGAUUGACCACAUGGUAGCAAUGACAGAUUUGAAUCCAGCAAACAGCAUGCCAGCUGCUAGAUGAACUGCUUCCUCUGAGAGCUCAGGUGUACCAGUAGCUGUCUGACAAGCUGAGAGAA
This is a messenger RNA of Fomitopsis serialis, 2715 nucleotides long. Its product is annotated as Hsp70 protein-domain-containing protein. The coding region runs from base 298 to 2292 and encodes 664 amino acids. Gene Ontology annotation, biological process: cellular response to unfolded protein; protein refolding. The record is from RefSeq and is a predicted model, not a curated record. Gene Ontology annotation, molecular function: heat shock protein binding; ATP hydrolysis activity; ATP binding. Lineage: Eukaryota; Fungi; Basidiomycota; Agaricomycetes; Polyporales; Fomitopsidaceae. Gene Ontology annotation, cellular component: cytoplasm. The transcript is spliced from 14 exons.